Molecule: messenger RNA, 1687 nt
Organism: Rattus rattus (black rat)
Lineage: Eukaryota; Metazoa; Chordata; Mammalia; Rodentia; Muridae
Exons: 3
Coding region: 1-756 (251 amino acids)
Source: RefSeq, a predicted model, not a curated record
AUGGCCUCAGACUUGGAGGAUGACCUUGAAUUCACGAACUCAUCCUCCAACCCCCACUGCGAGAAAAGGCCUCCGGCCGCCAAUCAACACAGCCCAGAGUACUCACUGCACGCAGCCCGAGAGGCUACGGUCUCACUCGGCUCCCAGUCUCGACCUGUGAACUCGCAGGUCCGCUCGGAGAACCCGGGUUCGCUGGGCAUGGGGAUUGGUGACAAUGUCGACCAGCAUCCUGCAGAUACAGUGCCCGGGGCUCGGUUCUUCGCCUCGCUUCGUGCGCUCGUUGUGGGGGCUCCCGGACUCGCCCUGUGUUCACUGUCUGGCCAGGUGAACCUUCUGGAGCCUAAGGCUCGAUGCUUCCGUCCCGGAGCCUUUAAAAAGGGUGCGUUUGGAAGGAUCCGAGCCUACCCAGAGCUUCCUUCCAAUCCGUGCAAUUUCAGGUCUCCGCGUUGGUAUAUUCCUAUACCGGCUAAUUCUGGUUUGGCAGGGGGAAAAAAAUCUGCGGGCUCCUCACAGGCACACUCUUGUGGCCGGUUGAAGUUUAUCGCCUUGGCUGAGAUUCGUCAAUGCUGUGCACAUUUUGCGACCAUAGGAAAUGUCCAGAAAUCUCAGGAGGGAAGUAACGAAUCAGACCGUCAUCUGAGUCUCAGCCAAAAAGAGAGCAGUUUGAAGAGUGAUUUCAACACUCGUAGUCACUUUGGACUCAAAAAUCGCUCAUCUUUGUCCCAGUCUGGGUACUACGUCUUCCCAUCUUUCUGAAGUACCUGUAUUUACACCCAUAGGCAGGCAACAUAUUACUUUGUGCCCUUGGAGAGUUUUUAGUAUUUUGUUAAAUACAUGAAACAAACAUUCUUUUACCUAACCUGACCGGCUCUGUUUGUUCCUCUCAUUGUUGCUAUAAACUACCACAAACAUAGUGACUGAAAGCAGCACGAAUUCAUUAUUUUACCGUUCUGGCAGCCAGAACCUGAAAUGGGCCUCACCGGACUAAGAGUCAGCGCGUUGGCACACUGAAGGCUGUGUUCUUCCUGGCAGCUCUAGCUGAACCACCAGCUUCUGCACGCUGCCCACACGCCUUGGCCGGCAGCCACUUCCUCAUCUUCAAAACCAUCGACAUUGCAUCAUCCCGUCUGUCUUGGGUGCUCAGGGCACACUUUCUCCAUUGUUUGCUUUUCUCUUCCCUUUUAACUUAAAUUAUUUCAAACAUGGUGUGUGUGUGUGUGUGUGUGUGUGUGUGUGUGUGUGUGUGUGUACGCUUGCAUGUGACAGCAUGUGUGUGGAAGUCCCUCGGAAGGCAGUUUUCCUUGACCCUUGUGUGUUCUGAGGAUUGGUCAGCAUGGUAGUAAGCACCCUUUCCUGUUGACCGUUCUUUCUAGCCCCUUCUCUUCCAUUUCCAUGGACCCCACCCCCUGGGUUAUCUUGGUCCUUCCUGGAUAAUUCACACAUCUAUUUUAAGGCCAGCUGACUAGCAAUGUACUCCCAUCUGCUACCUUGACUCUCUUCCUGCCAUUUAAGGUCACAUAGUCCCGGGUUCCUGGUUAGGAUAUAGAUGUCGUUGGAGGAGCCAUUUAUGCUACCCACCAUGGGCUUCUUUUCCUUCCUCCUUUCUUUCCAAAAGACAUUCAUGUGUAUUGUAUUGUCAUUGGCUUUAUUGGUUUCUCUAAAAAAAAAGAUUUAUUUUAUUUUAUUA